This is a messenger RNA of Thecamonas trahens ATCC 50062, 627 nucleotides long. RefSeq names its product dual specificity protein phosphatase. The transcript has a single exon. The record is from RefSeq and is a predicted model, not a curated record. Gene Ontology annotation, molecular function: MAP kinase tyrosine/serine/threonine phosphatase activity; protein tyrosine/threonine phosphatase activity. The coding region runs from base 1 to 627 and encodes 208 amino acids. Gene Ontology annotation, cellular component: cytoplasm. Gene Ontology annotation, biological process: negative regulation of MAPK cascade; protein dephosphorylation. NCBI's taxonomy places the organism in Eukaryota, Apusomonadida, Apusomonadidae.
AUGACGCACGCAUCGGGUCUUCCGCUACUGGCUGUGCUCAUGCUGAUGGCUGUGGCAGCCACCCCGUGCGCGGGAGUCGCGCCGAUGAGCCGCAUCACCGACCGGCUGUGGGUGGGGAACCAGCACGCGGCCGGCAACCUGACGCUGCUGACCGAGAUCGGUAUCACCGGUGUGGUCAACGUCGCGUGGGACCUUGACAUCAUGUAUCCGGCGAGUGAGUACGUCGGCUCGCUUGCCGAGGACAACGCCCAUCUGAAGCUCGAGUACGCCAAGGUCGGCUUGGUGGAUGGCGAAGGCAACGCCAACGUCACCCUCGCCGCCGCCGUCUUCCAGGUCGCGCAGAUAAUGACCAAGCGCACGCUGGAGACCAAGGACGCCCACACAUACCCCAAUCCGCCGCAGCGCAUCCUCCUCCACUGCCAUUCGGGCAUGUCGCGCUCCGUCACCAUCGCUGCCCUCUAUCUCCGCUACACAGAUCCGGUGACCUACCCGGACUUUGCCGCCGCGCUCUCGUACGUCAAGGCCGCCCGUGGCAUCUCCACAGAUCCGGCGCCGGCCCUCGUCGCCCUCGCCACCGCCAUGUCGCCGCACGACAUCUUUGCCCCGUUCGGCGGCCUCCCGCAGUAA